Molecule: messenger RNA, 840 nt
Organism: Capsella rubella
Lineage: Eukaryota; Viridiplantae; Streptophyta; Magnoliopsida; Brassicales; Brassicaceae
Product: alpha carbonic anhydrase 5
Exons: 7
Molecular function (GO): zinc ion binding; carbonate dehydratase activity
Source: RefSeq, a predicted model, not a curated record
AUGAAGAUAUCAUCAGUCGGACGCGUCUUUCUUCUUAUCUUCAUCUCUAUUACACUUGUUUCGAGUUCACCAGAUCAAGGAGAAGUUGAGGACGAAAUGCAGUUUAACUACGAGAAGAAAGGAGACAAGGGACCAGAGAAUUGGGGAAAACUAAAGCCAGAGUGGGGAAUGUGUGGAAAAGGCAACAUGCAGUCUCCGAUUGAUCUUACGGACAAAAGAGUCUUGGUUGAUCAUAAACUUGGAUACCUUCGUAGCCAGUAUUUACCUUCAAAUGCCACCAUUAAGAACAGAGGCCAUGAUAUAAUGUUGAAAUUUGAAGGAGGAAAUGCUGGUUUAGGUAUCACUAUCAAUGGUACUGAAUAUAAACUUCAACAGAUUCAUUGGCACUCCCCUUCCGAACACACUAUCAAUGGCAAAAGGUUUGUUCUCGAGGAACACAUGGUUCAUCAGAGCAAAGAUGGACGCAACGCUGUUGUCGCUUUCUUAUACAAAUUGGGAAGACCUGACUAUUUUCUCCUUUCGUUGGAAAGUCACUUGAUGAGGAUAACUGAUGCACAUGAAUCCGAGGAAUCUGUCGGGAUGAUUCAUCCUAGAACAUUCGAUUUUGAAUCAAGACAUUAUUAUCGAUACCUCGGAUCACUUACAACUCCACCGUGUUCUGAAAAUGUUCUGUGGACGAUUUCCAAAGAGAUAAGGACUGUGACAUUAAAACAACUGAUCAUGCUUCGUGUGACUGUGCACGAUCAAUCUAAUACGAAUGCUAGACCGCUACAGCGUAAUAAUAAUCGUCCGGUGAAAUUUUACAAACCAACAUGGCAUAUUUAACCGUCUGAACUCUGA